UGUUGUGAAUUCAAAGCAAAAGACACACGGAAAAGAAUAACAACUUAUACUUCUUCUUGUUCUCUUUCUGCAUAUUCUUCGCAUCUCUUCUUCUUCUGCUUCUUCUUCUUCUUCUGCCCCCUCCUUUCACUCGUACUGACCUUUUAAACCACCGCAAUUCAAAUUCAAAGCAAUAAGCUUUCAAUAUAAGCCGAAGCUGAAUCUCAGAAAUGCUUCUAUUGUCGCUGUAACUAACUUGUUUGAGAGUUUUGGUUGCGACGUGGCGAGAUCUGAUUGGUUCGUUAAGUUUUUGAUCUGUUUGGUGGUUCAUACAAUUGGGAAAAGUGUUUUUCUUUGGUCUUGAUUCAAGUUGAGAUUUUUUGGUUUUUUUUUCUUGGGAACUGAUAAUAUUAUUCAAUUUUUUACAGAGUAUAACAAAUUCUUUGUGGGUGAAUCGAUGAAAAACGGGAUGAUCGAAUGCAGCGUCUGCCAUUCCAAAUUGGUUCCCCCCACCACCAAAUCCGUGUCGAGGGCUUACGAUCGCCACAAGAACAGGGCUUCAUCAAAGCAACGCGUUCUCAACGUCUUCCUUGUCGUGGGUGAUUGUGUGCUAGUUGGUCUACAGCCGAUUUUGGUGUAUAUGUCCAAGGUUGAUGGCCGUUUCAAGUUUAGCCCUAUUAGUGUGAACUUUUUGACCGAACUUGCGAAAGUUCUAUUCGCAAUUGUUAUGCUUUUGCUCCAGGCCAGGCAUCAAAAGGUUGGAGAAAAGCCCCUUCUCUCAAUGUCCACAUUUUUGCAGGCAGCUCGCAGCAAUGUUCUUCUUGCUGUUCCAGCCUUUUUAUAUGCAAUCAAUAACUAUCUAAAAUUCAUUAUGCAGCUAUAUUUCAAUCCUGCAACUGUAAAAAUGCUGAGCAAUCUGAAGGUGUUGGUAAUUGCAGUUUUAUUGAAGAUUAUAAUGAGACGCCGAUUUUCCAUAAUUCAGUGGGAAGCACUUGCCCUGUUGCUCAUUGGAAUUAGUGUAAACCAGUUGCGUUCGUUGCCUGAAGGGACAAGUGCUUUGGGCCUUCCAGUUGCAACUGGUGCAUACAUCUACACAUUGAUCUUUGUAACAGUUCCAUCUUUGGCCUCUGUUUACAAUGAAUAUGCUCUUAAGAGCCAAUAUGACACAAGCAUCUAUCUACAGAACUUAUUUUUAUAUGGGUAUGGUGCGAUAUUCAACUUUCUAGGUAUAUUGGUAACUGCCAUUAUCAAAGGUCCUGAUAGCUUUGAUAUCCUACAAGGACAUUCAAAAGCUACUAUGCUUCUAAUUUUUAACAAUGCAGCACAAGGAAUUUUGUCCUCUUUCUUCUUCAAAUAUGCAGAUACAAUCUUGAAGAAGUACUCUUCAACAGUUGCCACAAUCUUUACAGGCAUAGCAUCUGCAGCUUUGUUUGGUCAUAAAUUAACUAUGAACUUUAUGUUAGGAAUUUCUAUUGUGUUCAUCUCGAUGCAUCAGUUCUUUUCACCCCUUUCAAAAGUUAAAGAUGAACCUCAGAAUGGGAUUAUGGAAUUAAGAGAGGUUGAGGAGAACCACAGGUCCAAAGAUUCAUUUAUAAAUAUGACUGCUGGAGCUAAUGAAGAGGCUAGUCACCGUGUAGUAUCUGAUGAGAGACAGCCACUUCUUCCGACUUAGUGUUUUUGGGAGUUUUCUUUGAAGACAUUCUUUUGGCAGGACACAUUGGAUUAUGGUACAGGAGAUAAAAUCAGUUCUGAGAAUAAUCACUCAGUGGAAUAAUCAUUAGAAAUAUAUAAAAUUCUUUUUGCUUUUUUGAGAUCUCUUUUUCACUUCUUGGGACUGGAUGACAGAGAGCAAUGAGGGUUGUGGCCAUGGCGGCGGAGGUUUCAAAAGAGAAUACUGAAGAACUUGGUUCCAAGCUCUCCCAAAUUCCUCAUGCCCUGACAUAUAUGGUCCUGCCUGCCCUUAUUUGUAUUCUUUACCUUAGACCAGGAAUAGAAUUUUUGUCCUCAAUAUAUAAUUUUUUAACCUUAUAUUAUUUUUUCUUAUAGAAAAAAAAAUAUAAUUUUGGUUAUGUCCGAGACUAUUGUCUAAAAUAUGGAAAAUAUCUUUGUUUUCCUACCAAUUUUAUUGUGCUAUUUAAGUGUACCCUGUGAACACUUUUACAACAUUCCUUUGGUAGUAAUAAAUCUUACUUAUUCUAUUAAAUAAA
This is a messenger RNA of Mangifera indica (mango), 2186 nucleotides long. RefSeq names its product CMP-sialic acid transporter 2-like. Lineage: Eukaryota; Viridiplantae; Streptophyta; Magnoliopsida; Sapindales; Anacardiaceae. Gene Ontology annotation, biological process: pyrimidine nucleotide-sugar transmembrane transport. The transcript is spliced from 17 exons. Gene Ontology annotation, cellular component: Golgi membrane. Gene Ontology annotation, molecular function: pyrimidine nucleotide-sugar transmembrane transporter activity. Bases 437 to 1651 code for a protein of 404 amino acids. The record is from RefSeq and is a predicted model, not a curated record.